This is a messenger RNA of Dermacentor silvarum, 2982 nucleotides long. RefSeq names its product forkhead box protein N2. The record is from RefSeq and is a predicted model, not a curated record. The transcript has 4 exons. Gene Ontology annotation, molecular function: DNA-binding transcription factor activity, RNA polymerase II-specific; transcription cis-regulatory region binding. Gene Ontology annotation, biological process: regulation of transcription by RNA polymerase II. Bases 619 to 1485 code for a protein of 288 amino acids. NCBI's taxonomy places the organism in Eukaryota, Metazoa, Arthropoda, Arachnida, Ixodida, Ixodidae.
AAUAGCUGCACGAGUGAAACCUUGAUUAGCUAUGACGAAACCCGCUUGCAAAAUGGGGGAAAGUUGACGCUGCUUAAACGCAUAUGAGCGCUGUUACUUUUCAACAGCUGCCAGCUACGAGACGGAGCCGGACACACGGCGCGGGCGAGAGGAAGCCGCAGCUGAACGCACCCUCGACCACGCACGUAACAAACCAACAAAUGGAGCGCUCAGCUGACCGUUCUACGGUCUAUGCUGUUUUCUACUCUCUGUUUUUCUUUUUUUGCCUUUUGUUUCGGUGCGCCAACUUGCCUACCGUUCCUCCUCGCACCACAAAUACAACUCCAUGUGCUUUUCGCCACACCUUCUGCCGCGAUGGAUACUCCGGCCAAUAAGCGCGGGGCCUCCGCGUACCACGUGACCGAAGCGGGCCAAUCGCGGGUCGCCGUUUUCAAAUUCGGUUCCUCUUUGUCCUGGGCCCGUGCAACGAAAAUUUGCAGCGAGCUUGCGUGCGGCCGUAGAUUUUGCCUUUGCAUCGCGUUGCCCCGGGGAAAAACAAUCGUUGGAACCAAUGUGAGCGUUUGUCAACGUCUUGGGCACACCGUUUGCGUCGAAACACGCAACAAGUAAGCUGCCGUCAUGGAGCUAUACGAGGAGGCGUUCAAGCUACAGGAGAUGAUCGAGUCGGACAUGCGUGCCGAGAUGUCGCCGUCGGGAGGCGACUUGCGUUGCGGCAUGGUCGAUGACUCGCUCGACCCCUUCGAUCCGCCCUCGGUCUGGUCCACAGGCAUCUCGCUCAUCUCCGAGCUGGACGGCCUUGAGGGCCUGCUGGUCGACCCGCAGACAGGCCUGCCGUCACACCACCGUUCCUCUACGGGCUCCGGUACGCUGCAGCUGAACGUCACGCUUGCGGCCGUCACCACCGCAGCCACAACAGCUCCCACCAUGCAGACCACGUCGUCCACAACGUCCUUAGACCAGCUGAAUGUGCAACCUAUGUCGUCCCCAUCGUCACCGGACGAUGAUGCGGGCAUGGUGACGUCGCUGCAAGAUAUGGCAGCAGCCGACGAUGCCCUGGCCCCUGGUUCCUACCCUAAGCCGGCCUACUCGUACUCGUGCCUCAUCGCCAUGGCAUUGCGGAAUAGCAGCACAGGCAGCCUUCCUGUCAACGAAAUCUACAGCUUCAUGACGGAGAACUUCCCGUACUUCCGGACGGCACCAAGCGGGUGGAAGAACUCGGUGCGCCACAACCUGUCCCUGAACAAGUGCUUCGAGAAGAUCGAGAAGCCCGGGGCGCAGCAGCGCAAGGGCUGCCUCUGGACUUUGAACCCGGCCCGAGCCGCCAAGAUGCACGACGAGCUUCUCAAGUGGAGUCGCAAGGACCCGGCAGCCAUUCGGAGAAGCAUGGCCAACCCCGACCGCCUCGAACUGCUCGAACGCGGCCAGUCUCUGUCCGCACUCACUGCUCCCGGUGACUCCACGCUCAACAACGACGAGGAGGGCUGACAACCCGGGCCUGUCCAGACCGAAUCGUGCCCCUAGUCAGACGGACUGCGCACACGCUACAGGUGCUCACUCGGAACUAGGGCCAAAGGCCCGGUCUCCUCUGCGGUAGCCGCAGUCGACAGCAGCUCUGAACGGAGUGCAAAUAUCUUCGAUUCUUGCCCGCACUGGCUGCACGAUCCACCACCACAGGUGCUGGGACACCGUUGUGAUAAGUCUGAGCACUAAAGCGCGGGCGUUGUUUCAGCUUCUCCGGUUCAAGCUUGCCCGGCCAAAGCACAUCUGUCCACCACUGCUGUCACAUAUCACCUACACUACCCUACGAGACUGACUACUACAUCAUUGGUGAAUCAAGGUAGUGCGCCAGCUUAUAAAGAAACGCAACGUGCAGAAGUGGCACGGUCGGUAGUCGGGGCAGGAGAAUCGAAAAGACUGCAUUUUGCACUUCCUCACAGGUGGCCUCCAGGAUGCUGCAACUCUGUGCGUUACAAGAGGUUCUGCAGGUGGCGCCUUCUGGUGCAGGGUAGUGUUGACGUACAUGGACAAAGUUGUGAUGUGCGUUUCCGAAAAGCACAUAUAUAUACAUAGUCGCUCUCCAGUGUUGCCAUUUGCUAGGCAAGCACCCAAAGCAAACAAAAAUGAAUUUGACGAGGUGUAGAACAGGCAAAAUGGGGGCAUAGUAAUACUCUGGCUACAUGGGCAUUUUCAAAGAAGUUCCUGUUGGUAGCUGCGAUACACACUUGGAUUCAGUGGUCAACUGAGGAAUGCUGUCAAGAAGGGUAUGACUGGCCAGUCACUCGCAAGUGUUAUGUGCACGCGAGCACGAUUGCCCUGAAAAUUUUCGUAUGAAGCAAAGUUCAUUGCAAAUAGUCAAAAUUUGACUUUUGAAGUCAAGUUAUAAAGCAAAACAGUUACGGCAGAGUCAGGUUUGAGCCAGCGGGCCUACUGCUGUGAGAACAUUGCACAAAGUAUGUAAGUGCAACUUGAGCAUUUCUAAGAAAGCCACAGUGUCCUUGCAAAGAAUGAAAGACCGCACUUUAGAUGCAAGAUUCCCUGUGACCUAUUUUCAGUGUUAUUAGUCUAACCAGUCAGUAGAGAGUAUAGUUUUACCCAUGUGGACAGUAGCUGCCCACUAUCUGUGUAACCAUGUCGGAUGUGUAAAUGAAACCUCACUAUAAUGAGGUUACAUCCAACAUGAAAGUGCAUUCGUUUAUCCAAUAUUUGUAAUAACCAUACAUUCAUUACAUGCGGAUAUUGACGAGAAACAUAUUUACUCCAUUAUAUCUGAUAAUUCGUUGUCUUGAGCUUCAACUGCACUGCACUUGCGAGUGUGCAAAGUUUUGCCACACAGCUAUACAAGCAUUCCAUACAGCAACACGACGAAUUUCGACUGGAACAACUCAUAAAAAAAAUUUGCGAGAUGUCAUCAUUAGUAACAAAGCAGUUUUGACUGUAUGAGUGGUGUGGGCCAGUCACAUUCAAACACAACUGACUAGUGCA